Messenger RNA from Anoplophora glabripennis (Asian longhorned beetle), 1228 nucleotides. RefSeq names its product radial spoke head 14 homolog. The transcript is spliced from 8 exons. Lineage: Eukaryota; Metazoa; Arthropoda; Insecta; Coleoptera; Cerambycidae. The record is from RefSeq and is a predicted model, not a curated record. Bases 1 to 1188 code for a protein of 395 amino acids.
AUGUUUUCUAUAUACAAAAAUUCGUAUCUGCAGACCUCUUAUCCAGAAAUUAAUCCCCGAGUACUAAAUCGUUGCGUACAAAAAGCCAGAGAGUUCAACUAUGCCGAUGUUCACGAUUUGGAGCCCCCAUUUCAACGCUUGGUGUCAGAACAGCCUACAAUACCUGUUCAGAAUGUCGACGUCACUCGAAGACCUCUGGCUUUUGGAAGACGGGCAAUGCCUAAAUUGAAAAGAGAACUUCUUGACAAAGAUGAUAGCGUUGUGAUAGCCGCACUCCAAAGCAUCUGUGACCUUUGCCACGAUCCGGAAAAGGGAUACGAGGCUGUGAAUUUGAAAAUUAUAGACAAAAUGGUCGGCUUAGCACUGCAUGACAAUCCGGCGAUCCGCGAAAGAACAGCCAACGCCUUACAAAUCCUAGCUCGACUGGCAGACGGAAAGGAAGCUAUUGUGUCGAACCAAAAUCUCCUGGACAAUCUGCAAAUCUGCGUCGAAGAUGUGGUUUCGCAAGUUAGAAUACAAAUUGCGGCUUUGUUGGAGAUGAUUGCCAGGUUCUGGAAAACUGCUGACGUAUUGGUCGAUUAUGGGUUUAUUCCCAUUCUACUGGUUAAUUUGAUAAACGAACAUUCCGACAUUGCAAAAAUACAUCUAGAGACCUUAAAAUCGUUGAUGUAUAGCGUCGGAAAAUGUAUUGCUUUGGAAAACGACGGCUUCAAUAUAUUUUUGAAAUUACUCUCAUUGAAGGAUGUAGAAAUUGUAACCCGUGCUUGCGACUGCCUGACACUGCUCACAACUUCACGUCUUGGUGAAAAAAUGACCCAAGAAGCCAAAUUAUUAGAAGCUUUGAACACGUUACUCUACGAUGAGAGAAUAGAGGUUCACACAAGCGCAGCAUCAACGAUUAUGUUCUGCACGAUAAAAACCAGGUCCAGAAUAGCUGCCAGUAAAAUAAAAGGAUUGGCCAAACGUCUAAUUGAAAUAGCCAAGAAUAGGCACAAUCCAAACACACAAAUCUUUGCUCUAAAGGCGUUAUUGAAUAUCUGUGAGCAUCCUGCUAUAAGAAAGGAAGUUAAAAAUAAAUAUUUGCAAGACAUCACGGAUAUCCAGAUUAAUAGUGACGACCCUUAUCUGAAACACUACAAAGAUAUUCUGUUGCUUAUAAUCAACUGGUGUGCAGUGACUGUUUUCUGAUUCGGGUUUUUAAGUGCGUACAAAUACUUUCACAAUUAUA